Molecule: messenger RNA, 243 nt
Organism: Mesorhabditis spiculigera
Lineage: Eukaryota; Metazoa; Nematoda; Chromadorea; Rhabditida; Rhabditidae
Source: the annotation of a GenBank genome assembly
AUGCUGACGAAAGUGCUCGUGCUCUGCCUCCUGCUCGCCAUCGCCUUUGCCUUCACUGAGCACCAGGAGCAGGCCGGACUUGAUCAGGAGCGCGACCAGCGAUCCGCUGAAUUCGCCGAUGGAGAGAAGACGCUGAUCCGUAAUCGCCGUCAAUGGGGAUGGGGAGGUAUGGGAUACGGAAUGGGCAUGUACCGCCCGUACGGCAUGAUGGGCAUGUACCGCCCGUGGGGAAUGUGGGGCCGU